UUUGGGCAACAGCAUUUUAGGGAGAAUGUUCCGUCUCAGCCUGAUGAUUUAUUUGCAAUUAUAUACACUUCAGGAACGACAGGCUUACCUAAAGGUGUAAUGCUAAGUCAUAGUAAUCUUUUGGCAGCACUGUGUUCAGUUUACUACGAAAAUGAAGAACCACCAGGAUCCCGAAUAAUUUCUUAUUUACCUUUAGCUCAUAUUAUGGGUAUCUUGAUUGAAGGUUUUGCUAUAAGAAUUGGCUGUUCAAUUGGUUACUUCAGUGGUGACCAAAACAGAUUGCUCGAAGAUGUUCAAGUUUUGCAACCUAUAUCAUUUCCUAGUGUGCCUAGAAUAUUUAAUAAAUUAUAUAUAAGCAUAAGAGCCGCUACAAUCGACGCGCCUGGUGAGGAGGGUGAGAUGGCAAGACGUGCGUAUCAGAGGAAGUUAACGCAUUUUAAAAAAACUGGAGAAUUGAAAUACGAGGAAUGGGACAAAUUGGCAAAGAAGAAGAUUGGCGAUAUUCUUGGUGUAAACGUAAGGUCUUUGAUUUGUGGCGCGGCUCCACUGAGUGAAGACGUUGUUGAAUUUUUAAGAGUCGCACUCGGUGUUGUUUUUGUUCAAGGAUAUGGGCAGACAGAAUCUGCAGGAACUGGAGCAAGAGUCCUUAUUGGUGACCUCAUUACAUCCCAUGUUGGAGCGCCGUCAUCAUGUCUUGAGAUCAAGCUCGUAGAUGUUCCAUCCUUAAAUUAUUACAGCACCGAUAAACCAAAUCCAAGAGGCGAAAUUUGUCUUAAGGGUGCUUCUAUUAUGAAGGGCUAUUUUAAGGAUGAAAAAAAAACAAAAGAAACUAUUGACAAGGAGGGAUGGUUGCAUACUGGAGAUGUGGGAGAAAUUGAUGACCGUGGAUGUCUAAGAAUUAUUGAUAGAGUUAAAAAUAUAUUUAAGCUUGCUCAAGGUGAAUAUAUUGUCCCUGAAAAAAUUGAAACCGUCUAUAUUAACGACCCGCUAAUAUCUCAAAUCUUUGUUUUUGGUGAUGAUCGUCAAUCUUCUUUAGUCACAAUAGUUAUUCCAGACAGAGAAAAUUUUAUUUCUUGGGCAAAUCAAAUUGUUGGAGGUCUGGAUUAUGAAACAUUAGUGAAAAAUGAUGUCGUUGUUAACGAAUUGUUGAAACGUUUAAAUAUUCAUGGAAAAAAUAACGGACUUAAUGG
This is a messenger RNA of Cetraspora pellucida, 1190 nucleotides long. The record is from the annotation of a GenBank genome assembly. NCBI's taxonomy places the organism in Eukaryota, Fungi, Glomeromycota, Glomeromycetes, Diversisporales, Gigasporaceae.